AGCAGGCAGUGCGUUACUUCGUAUAAGUUGGUCCUUGAUCUGGUAUGGCUCUCUGCAUCGUCUUUGGCCUUAGUUUGGUUUCUCUGAGUGCAUCGCUUGAAUGGGGGAAAGUGCAACUCGGAGAGAGCGUGACCCUCCGUUGUGACAUUUCCUUCUAUCACGAGACAGCCUGGGUGAGGCACAAGCCUGAUCAGAUCCCAGUGAUCCUCCUGGUCGCAGGGCCAAACCGCCCUGAUGGCAGCAUCAACAGCAAAAACCACGUCAGCCCUCGUUUCACGGCAGUGGCAAACAAAAGCAGUGAAAUCAAUGACUUGAGAAUCAGCAAUGUGACCUUGGAGGAUCUGGCUCUGUUUUACUGCAUGGGCAGAGUGGAGGGAAAGCAAACAUUUGGAAGAGGCACCAGACUCUACCUAGCCCUUGCUGAAGGAGACAAUGGCACGCUAACCACAAAGGCCCCAUUUGAGACUGAAGACCAUCAUUCCAACCUGUACUUGCUCUUUUCUGGCAUUCGGGCCAUUGGGCUUCUGGUAUUUUUAUCAGCUGUACUGACUGUCAACAUCCAAACAAAAAAGGAAAUUACUAAUCAGGCACGGGCAAAAAAAUACUCACGUACUGGUUAACACACAUUUUUCUACAGUCGUUAUUCAACAUUGUUUAUUUUAAUGAAGUCUAUUUUAAAAUGGCAAAGUCACUAAUGUUAAAAUUCCAAACAUUAAUGAUGUUGAUGAUUACAUUCUGAGUAUCUCUCUUUGUAUUCACACACCUCACCUGGUCAACUAUCAGUCUCUCAAAUGUGAAUAAGAAAAUUAUCCCCUUUGUUUUUCUUUCUACAAUGUUCAGUUAUGAAGUCUAAAUGAUAAAAAUAUAAUACGUUUUCGCUUAUGAAAGUAUAUAAGUUUGCUGUUUUCUCAAAUAAUCAUCGAAUUAUCUCACCAACUAUCACAAGUACACAACAAGAUUAAAAGAAAUAUAGGGAUAAAGCAUGACUUGGCAGUAACUUUAAUACAUUUACCCCAGCUUCUUUUUUUUAUCCUUUGUGCAUUUUGCUAUACGCUCAACUGCUCUUUUGGAUCACAUAUUUUUGUAACUGGCUCAAACAUGCAUAAGCUAAUAUAGCUUUACAUAGGCUAAUAUAGAAAUGUGAUCAUCAUUGCAAUCCGUUGGCUUGACCCAGGUGUCGCUGCAGGCCCACUGUAAUCGUUCCCCCCUUACUCUAAACCACAGAUAUGGGUCUACUCAGAAGUCAUGCAUCUGGCUCUAAUCAAAAUUCCAUUAAGCUGCAAUAGGAAAACCUACAUGCACCUACCAGUUUUGACACCCAGGUCUCCAUCAGGCAAGAUUCUGUAACGUUACUAAACCACACAAACAUUUGUGCAACUGUUGCAGUCCCACAAGUUCUGUGGCAUCUGGGUUAUACAAAUUGGCAGGUGCACGACCAGCCAAAAUGACACCAACGUGUCCCACGCAAGUUCGUUGUGGUGCGCGGUGCAGUGUGCAAGGACGGGAACAGCAAGUAUACAUUUCCACAGUGCCUUUCCUCACUCAGAGGAUGUCGCCACCAAGUGCGCAUGUGCGAACUCUAAAAUCCACACGGUUAGGGCAACAGUGAAGCUGUCAGAAGUAUAGACAGUAUAUCACAGCAGUAUAUCACAGUCGACUUGUAAAUUGAUUAAGAUUUAGAUUUUUUUAUUAAGUUGUUGUAUAGGCUAGUUAUCUGGAUUGGCCUACAUUAUCACCCUGACCACACGUCAUUGCUACUUUGGUAAAGCUGGAAAGAUAUUCACAGACACAAAUUAUGUCUCUUUCCAAAGAAGAUACAUGAUUCCUAUGUGCAGCCAGUUUCGAAGUGAGUGUGUAGGGACCGUCUACAAAUUGCAACGCCGAAAAGAGAUACUACAACCAAUAGCUUCCCUCUUACACACUGUAGUCUCAUCAAAGUCACUUCAUAAAUCACCUAUUGAUUA
Messenger RNA from Clupea harengus (Atlantic herring), 1964 nucleotides. RefSeq names its product Ig kappa chain V19-17-like. Bases 45 to 620 code for a protein of 191 amino acids. Lineage: Eukaryota; Metazoa; Chordata; Actinopteri; Clupeiformes; Clupeidae. The record is from RefSeq and is a predicted model, not a curated record. The transcript is spliced from 4 exons.